CCUCCGCCCGGCGCCUUAAAAGCCCGCUCGGGCCGGCACAGCCUCCCGUCCCGGCGGAGCGUCGCUGCCGUACCCCACCCGCGAAGCCCGGGCUCGCUGGGAGCCCCCGCCGGCCGGGCAGGAUGGUGGUGUGCGGCCUCGCCUGCUGGAGGUGCAGGUGGCUCCUGCCCCUGCUGCUGGGCCUGGCCAUCAUCAUGGGCAUCAUCGCCCUGGCCGGCCGGGGCUGGCUGGAGUCCGAGUCGGCGCCCUACGUGCAGCAAGCGUCGCUGUGGGAGAGCUGCACGCGGGGCGAGGAGGACCUCAACUGGAGCUGCGAGUCCCUCAUGGACUACGGAUGGGGGAGAGCAGCAGCUGCCACCUAUCUUGUUGGCUUUGUGAUCCUUGUCAUCUGUUUCGCCCUCGCAGUCAUCGCAUUCUCAAUUGAGAUACUCCGUUUCAACUUUGUGCGAGGAAUCGGAGGCUUGCUCUUUGUUGUUGCUGCGUUCCAGAUCAUAGGCUUGGUCAUCUACCCAGUGAAAUUCACAGAAGAAAUUCCACUGACAGGAGAUAAUAUGUUCAGCUGGGCCUAUGGCUUUGGUUGGGCCAGCACUGUUGUUGCAAUAGGUUGUGCUUUCUUCUUCUGCUGUCUCCCCAACUGGGAAGAUGAAGUCCUGGGAAACAUCAAGCCUACCUAUUACUACUCUUCCCCAGAGAGAGCACCAUACUUAAAUUGAAAGAUUAAAUCCAAGUACAAUCCACUGUCAAAGCAACAGAGGAGCACCUCUGAUGUAAAUUUGGUGCAAUUGUAAGACACUGAAAAACCACCUUUUUCUCCAGAUCAUUCCUUAUUAGCCCUGGCAAUAAAUUAGCAAAAAUACUGGUAUCUUUAAGCAACUAGCUUUUACCUAAAGUAUUAUUUACAUAUGCUCAUGUCGAUAUCUAUUUGGGUGGUUUACUUCUACUUCCCCUCCCAAUUUGAGUCAUCCUUAUUUUAUUCAAACAUUUGCAUAUGAAUAUAGUGUUUCAAGGGCAGAAAGGAAGAGAUUUUAAACAACCCAUUAGAGGAACCUGUAAGUUAUUUUGUUUUCACCUCUGACAAAAUUGUUUUAAAUGGAACUAGAAAAAAACCCAACCUUCCAAAGAGUGCCUUUUCUUCCACCAGAGUUAGUCCAAAGGAAGGAACCUCCCUGAGACUAUUGUAGUCACCUGCUGCCUGAGUCUCUUCUGAUUCCUGUUACUGGACUAUUGUUGACUAUUAGCUAUUUGAAUUAAGUGAGAAGUAAAAAUAAAAUUUAUUUUCCAUCAGUUGGUGAUGUUGGAUGAAGAUCUCCUCUGAAACAUGGAGCUGGUGUGUGUAACAGUGGCUAAUGUAACGCUUACUGGUGUUUUUGUGGCCACUGCAGGACUUGUGAUGGAGCCACAUAUAAUUUAAUAUACAUUGUCACAGAGAGAAUCAAUAAGCUUUCAGAUGUUAAACUACAUAUAUUUUUAUAUGGUAUUUGAGGGAUGCUGAUUUAGAAAAUGUCUUUGAGUAGAAGCAUACACUGUUCUUUGUCUGUCUUAACUUCACUGUUUUAUCAGCUGUGCUUUGGAGGAAAAUCUUAGCAGGUGUUGAAAACCUCCAAAAGUUUCUAAAGCACAUUCUAGGUACUCCAGAGUUUAGUAAACUCAGGGAUGCUUUGUGAGUCACUAGGGAUAACAGGUCAAAAUAGAAAAGCAGUUCUGUGAGCAAUCUACAUAUGCAAACUUCAUAGAGACACCCAUCUCAGAGUAAUCUGGCUGGAUCCUGGCUUGUGUUUCUGGAGCCAGUAAUUCCAAUCAAGUAUUCCAGCGAGGCAGAGCCAUGUCUGUGUUGGUCAUGGACCUGCAGCAGCUUACAGCAGGUUUAAUUAUGGUCUAUAUUCUUUGUCAAAGCUUUCCUCAGCUGGGAAAGAAGGAAGAGGCUCAUUUGUGGAGCUUGCCUUCCAGCUAUAGCUUGUAGCUGAGACAAAUUUCUGAGGGGGGUACAGGUAGGGUGGAAAGCAAAUGCUGCAUGUCACUCUGCGUAAUGAGCAGCUAGGGACUUACUUCUUACUAUCAUGAACGCAGUACUUAGGGGAAGUGUAUGAGUGUAUGUAUUCAUGCACAUGUACAAGAUAGAACUUAAAAAGCAUUAACCAGCAUACUGUAAAACUGAAGUAAUUUAGAACUAAGCUUUUUCAAUGCCCAAUAUUUCUUGUAUUAUAUAUUGUAUAGCUAUCUGUUUUGUAACACCUUUAUAAUUUAGUAAUUAUAUAUAUUGCAUGUGAUCCGGUUUUGAAAAGGCCAGGUGACCACUGAAGGUCUUUUCCAGGCCAUUUUCAACUUCACAAAAUCUGCAGACUUCAGAACUGUGUUACAAGCUCAGUCACAGCGUAUACAAUCAACUGUAUUUAUGAUUCAUGCUGAAGAAGAGAAUCCUGUGGCAAAUGUGUCUUUUUUUCUUUUUUUUUUUUUUUCCUUUUCUCUACAGUAUGGGCUGGUGGGGACUACUGUGUAGACUUACUUGUAUCAUGAGCAAUAAUAGUACCUAUUUUCUAGUGAUUUCAAAACGCAGCAGAGAAUCCCAAGCCCAGAAAAUCCUUGCACAGCUAAAGCUGAGAAGGAGAAAAGAUGUAAGAAAAUGGACACCCUUCCUAAUGAGAGGGAGGAUGGUAUGGCAAUAGGGUUUAGCAGAACUUAAGUCUUUUGUAUGUGUUUUUUAAUAAACAUUGUCAUAACUUGUCAAAAAAGCACAAAUGAAAAAUAAACUUGGCUCUGAAUGUACUGGGAGGGGUAGAAGCAUAACCAGAAUGUUACACAAUUGAGAUGUUUGGGAGAAAGCUAUUGCAAAUAGUCAUUAAUUACUCUCAAGUGAUACUAAUGUAUGUGGCACUCCUUUCAAAUGUGGUGGUUUAAUUAAAACUGUUUUAACUGA
Molecule: messenger RNA, 2914 nt
Organism: Falco peregrinus (peregrine falcon)
Lineage: Eukaryota; Metazoa; Chordata; Aves; Falconiformes; Falconidae
Product: p53 apoptosis effector related to PMP-22-like
Exons: 3
Coding region: 123-713 (196 amino acids)
Biological process (GO): cell-cell adhesion
Cellular component (GO): membrane; cell-cell junction
Source: RefSeq, a predicted model, not a curated record